AUGUUUGGAACCACCAGGACUCUUACUAGAGCUGGCCUGAAAGCUGAGCCAUCGGGGGAGAAGGUCCUUAGUCAGGGAGGUAUUGAAGUGGCUACGGUCUAUUCUCCGCUCUUCCGCGCUCCUCUAUACCUCCUUUUUAUUAUAACCAUCAUGCUGAUAGUGUUUGGCAACCUGUGGGUCAUCUGCACCAUCUCCUUUUUCCAACAGCUCCACACACCCACCAACUACCUGAUCCUCUCAAUGGCCAUAUCGGAUCUGCUGCUAGGCAGUUUUGUGAUGCCUCCGAGUAUGUUGCGCUCUUUGGAAACGUGCUGGUACUUUGGAGACUUUUUAUACCGAUAUUAUGCAGUGUGCCAACCGUUUCACUAUCAGAGCAGAAUGACCACACGUGUGAGCAUAUUCAUGAUCCUGAUCAGCUGGAGUUUCUCUGCCUUUUUCGGCUUCGGGAUUAUAUUCUCAGAGCUGAAGAUCGAAAAAAAAAGAACCGAGGAGUUGCAUGUCGCUUGUAAAGGAGGAUGUUUAGCAUUGCAUGGCCGAGAAAUCGGAGUGACAUAUUCGCUUGUGUUUUAUUUCCUCCCCAUGUUUAUAAUCGUCAGCCUGUACAGCAGGAUUUUUGUUAUAGCACUAAAACAUGUCCGUGUUAUUAACAACAACGCCGCAAACUCACUGUCAGCUACGAAAAUGGAUUUGAAAGCCACUAAAACACUUGCUAUUAUCGUUGGAGUUUUCAUGUCUUGUUGGACGCCUUAUUUCAUGUGUAACAUCAUCGAUCCUAUUGUCAACCAUACAAUACCAGCACUGCUGUAUGAGAUACUGAUGUGGGUGGCUUAUCUGAACGCAGUGUUCAACCCCUUGGUUUAUGCCUUUUUUUACAGCUGGUUCAGAGAUAAAUCCAAACUCUUGUUUGAGAAAUUGUAUAAACUGUACUAA
Messenger RNA from Danio aesculapii, 930 nucleotides. RefSeq names its product trace amine-associated receptor 11 (gene taar11). The record is from RefSeq and is a predicted model, not a curated record. Bases 1 to 930 code for a protein of 309 amino acids. The transcript is spliced from 4 exons. Gene Ontology annotation, cellular component: membrane. Gene Ontology annotation, biological process: G protein-coupled receptor signaling pathway. Gene Ontology annotation, molecular function: trace-amine receptor activity. Lineage: Eukaryota; Metazoa; Chordata; Actinopteri; Cypriniformes; Danionidae.